This is a messenger RNA of Rhinolophus ferrumequinum (greater horseshoe bat), 10405 nucleotides long. It is a transcript of the gene TNS1, whose product is annotated as tensin 1. Gene Ontology annotation, molecular function: protein binding. Gene Ontology annotation, biological process: fibroblast migration. The record is from RefSeq and is a predicted model, not a curated record. The transcript is spliced from 35 exons. NCBI's taxonomy places the organism in Eukaryota, Metazoa, Chordata, Mammalia, Chiroptera, Rhinolophidae. Bases 33 to 5807 code for a protein of 1924 amino acids.
CCCCGGUCCCGGCCCGCCGGGCGCCCGGCCGGAUGGGCUGCACGGUGAGCUUGGUGUGUUGCGAGGCGCUGGAACCCGGGCCCCCCUGCAGUCCCCAGCCCCCCGGGAGUCCCCCGUCCCCGGCGUGGGCCCAGGGCUGGGAACCCGGGGCUUCAGCCCGCGCCGAAAGCAAGCGGCUCCUGCUUCAGCCCGAGGACCUGGAGGCUCCCAAGACUCACCACUUUAAGGUGAAGACCUUCAAGAAGGUGAAGCCCUGUGGCAUCUGCCGGCAGGUCAUCACCCGGGAGGGUUGCACCUGCAAAGUCUGCAGCUUCUCCUGUCAUCGGAAAUGCCAGGCCAAGGUGGCUGCCCCCUGCAUUCCUCCAUCCAACCAUGAACUGGUGCCCAUCAACACUGAGAGUGUCCCAAAGAAUGUAGUGGACACGGGAGAAGGAGCCUUCCGGGGUGGAAACACACGGAAAAGCCUUGAGGAAGACGCCUCCACCAGAGUCACCGCGAGUGUCCAGUCCCAUCCUAAGCCCAUCAGAAACAUGAGUGUGAGCCGGACCAUGGAGGACAGCUGUGAGCUGGACCUGGUAUAUGUCACGGAGCGGAUCAUCGCCGUCUCUUUCCCCAGCACAGCUAAUGAGGAGAACUUCCGAAACAACCUCCGCGAGGUGGCCCAGAUGCUCAAGUCCAAACAUGGAGGCAACUAUCUGCUUUUCAACCUCUCUGAGCGGAGACCUGACAUCACGAAGCUCCACACCAAGGUACUGGAGUUUGGCUGGCCCGACCUCCACACCCCAGCCCUGGAGAAGAUCUGCAGUGUCUGCAAGGCCAUGGACACUUGGCUCAACGCAGACCCCCACAACGUGGUCGUUCUGCACAACAAGGGAAACCGAGGCAGGAUAGGUGUUGUCAUCGCAGCUUACAUGCACUACAGCAACAUUUCGGCCAGUGCUGACCAGGCCCUGGACCGAUUUGCCAUGAAGCGGUUCUAUGAGGAUAAGAUUGUGCCCAUUGGCCAGCCAUCCCAGAGAAGGUACGUGCAUUACUUCAGCGGCCUGCUCUCUGGCACCAUCAAAAUGAACAACAAGCCCUUGUUUCUGCACCAUGUGAUCAUGCAUGGCAUCCCCAACUUCGAGUCUAAAGGAGGGUGUCGGCCAUUUCUCCGGAUCUACCAGGCCAUGCAACCUGUUUACACGUCUGGCAUCUACAACGUCCAAGGAGACAGCCAGACAAGCAUUUGCAUCACCAUCGAGCCUGGGCUGCUCUUGAAGGGAGACAUCUUGCUGAAGUGCUACCACAAGAAAUUCCGGAGCCCAGCCCGAGAUGUCAUCUUCCGUGUGCAGUUCCACACCUGCGCCAUCCAUGACCUGGGGGUUGUCUUUGGGAAGGAGGACCUUGAUGAUGCCUUCAAAGAUGAUCGAUUUCCAGAAUAUGGCAAGGUGGAAUUUGUAUUCUCUUAUGGACCAGAGAAAAUUCAAGGCAUGGAACACCUGGAGAAUGGGCCGAGCGUGUCAGUGGACUACAACACCUCAGACCCCCUUAUCCGCUGGGAUUCCUAUGACAACUUCAGUGGGCAUCGAGAUGACGGCAUGGAGGAGGUUGUGGGACAUACCCAGGGGCCACUGGACGGGAGCCUGUAUGCCAAGGUGAAGAAGAAGGACUCCCUGCAUGGCAGCACUGGGGCCGUCAAUGCCACGCGUCCUGCCCUGUCGGCCACCCCCAACCAUGUGGAACAUACCCUCUCUGUGAGCAGUGACUCGGGCAACUCCACAGCCUCCACCAAGACAGACAAGACCGAUGAGCCUGCCCCUGGGCCCGCCAGUGCGCCUGCUGCCCUGAGUCCUGAGGAGAAGCGUGAGCUGGACCGCCUGCUCAGUGGCUUCGGCUUAGAGCGAGAGAAGCCAGGUGUCAUGUACCACACCCAGCAUCUCCGGUCCCGCCCAGCGGGGGGCUCUGCUGCACCCUCCUCUGGUCGCCAUGUUGUCCCAGCCCAGGUUCACGUCAACGGCAGUGCCUUGGCAUCGGAGCGGGAGACAGACAUCCUGGACGAUGAGCUGCCCAACCAGGACGGGCACAGUGUGGGCAGCAUGGGCACACUGUCCUCCCUGGACGGGAUCACCAACACCAGUGAGGGCGGCUACCCGGAGGCGUUGUCCCCACUGACCAAUGGUCUGGACAAGCCCUACCCUGUGGAACCUAUGGUCAAUGGCGGGGGCUACCCUUACGACUCUGCCAGCCGGGCAGUGCCUGCCCAUGCUGGCCACACGGUCCCCAUGCGGCCCUCCUACUCCGCACAGGAAGCUCUCGCUGGCUACCAGAGGGAGGGCCCCCACGCAGCCUGGCCACAGCCAGUGACCACUUCCCACUAUGGCCAUGACCCCAGCGGCAUGUUCCGCUCUCAGUCCUUUCCGGACACCGAGCCCCAGUUGCCCCCAGCUCCAGCCCGCGGAGGAAGCAGCCGGGAGGCUGUGCAGAGGGGCCUCAAUUCCUGGCAGCAGCAGCAGCAGCAGCAGCCGCCUUGCCCUCCUCCUCGCCAGCAGGAAAGAGCCCACUUGGAGGGUCUCGGGCUCAGCAGGCCUAGUCCCCAGCCGUUGGCAGAGACCCCCCUGCCUGGCCUCCCUGAGUUCCCGAGGGCAGCCUCCCAGCAGGAGAUCGAGCAGUCCAUCGAAACCCUCAACAUGCUGAUGCUGGAUUUGGAGCCGGCUGCGGCCGCCACCCCCCUGCACAAAUCCCAGAGUGUCCCAGGGGCCUGGCCAGGGGCCUCCCCACUCUCCUCCCAGCCCCUCUCCGGCUCACCCUUCCAGUCCCAUCCACUGACCCAGUCCCGAUCUGGCUACAUCCCCAGUGGGCAUUCCUUGGGAACCCCUGAGCCGGCCCCACGGGCGCGCCUGGAGUCUGGGCCCCCCGGCAGGUCUUACUCAUCUUAUGAUCAUCAGCUGUGUCUGGCUGGGCCCAACCAGAGCUACCGUCCAAAGAGCCCAGCCUCCUCUUCUUCCUCUCCCGCCUUCCUUCCAACCCCCCACAGCCCUCCGGGGCCUCAGCAGCCCCCAGCCUCUCUCCCUGGUCUCACUGCUCAGCCUCAGCUCCCACCAAAGGAGGGGACUUCAGAUCCUUCCCGAACUCCAGAGGAGGAGCCCUUGAACCUGGAAGGCUUGGUGGCCCACCGGGUAGCAGGAGUGAAGGCUCGGGAGAAGCAGCCUGCGGAGCCCCCAACCCCUCUUCGGAGGCGGGCGGCCAGUGAUGGACAGUAUGAGAACCAGUCUCCAGAACCCUCAUCCCCCCGGAGCCCCGGGGUUCGUUCCCCUGUCCAGUGCGUCUCCCCAGAGCUGGCUCUCACCAUUGCUCUCAAUCCUGGAGGGCGGCCCAAAGAGCCCCAUCUGCACAGCUACAAGGAAGCCUUCGAGGAGAUGGAGGGAACCUCCCCGACCAGCCCACUGCCCAGUGGAGUGCGCUCCCCUCCAGGUCUGGCCAAGACACCCCUGUCUGCUCUGGGCCUGAAACCCCACAACCCAGCGGACAUCCUGUUGCACCCGACCGGUGUCACCAGAAGGCUGAUCCUGCCAGAGGAGGAUGAGGGGAAGGAGGUGACAGAGCUCUCGGAAGAGCCCCGGAGCUAUGUCGAGUCGGUGGUGCGGACAGCAGUGGCUGGGCCCCGUGCUCAGGACCCUGAGCCCAAGAACUUUAGCACCCCAGCUGCCCAGGCCUACGGCCCUGAGAUACCCCUGAGGAAUGGGACCCUGGGGGGCUCCUUUGUCUCCCCCAGCCCCCUCUCUACCAGCAGCCCCAUCCUCAGUGCUGACAGCACUUCAAUGGGGAGUUUCCCAUCAGGAGAGAGCAGUGACCAGGGCCCCCGGACACCCACCCAGCCUUUGCUAGAUUCUGGCUUCCGCUCUGGCAGUCUGGGCCAGCCCAGCCCUUCGGCUCAGAGAAGCUACCAGAGUUCUCCUCUCCCGACCGUGGGCAGCAGCUACAGCAGCCCUGACUACUCGCUUCAGCAGUUCAGCUCCCCCGAAAGCCAGGCCCGGUCUCAGUUCCCUGUGGCCGGUGUCCACAUGGUACCAGGGAGCCCUCAGGCACGCCACAGGACAGUGGGCACCAACACUCCCCCGAGUCCUGGCUUUGGUGGUCGAGCUGUCAACCCCGGCAUGGCUGCCCCUGGCAGCCCCAGUUUGAGCCACCGCCAAGCGAUGGGCCCACCAGGAACUGGUUUGCAUGGUAACGCGGUCUCCAGCCCCCAGAGCAGUGCAGCGACCACUCCGGGAAGCCCCAACCUGGGCCGACACCCUGGGGCUCACCAGCCCUCAGGCCUCCAUACCAGUGUGGCCACCACUCCAGGAAGCCCCAGCCGGGGCCAGCACCCUGGGGCCCACCAGGCCUCAGGUCUCCAUGGCAAUGUAGUCACCACUCCAGGGAGCCCUAGCCUGGGCCGGCACCCUGGAGCCCCACAGGGCAACUUGGCCUCCAGUCUCCAUGGCAACACAAUAGCCAGCCCUGGAAGCCCCAGCCUGGGCCGUCACUUGGGAGGGUCUGGAUCUGUGGUUCCUGGCAGCCCCAGCUUGGACCGGCAUGUGGCCUAUGGCGGCUACUCCACCCCCGAGGACCGGAGACCCACGCUGUCCCGGCAGAGCAGUGCCUCCGGCUACCAGGCUCCCUCCACGCCCUCCUUCCCUGUGUCCCCUGCCUACUACCCCGGCCUGAGCAGCCCCACCACCUCUCCUUCGCCGGAUUCAGCAGCCUUCCGGCAAGGGAGCCCAACGCCGGCCUUGCCGGAGAAACGGAGGAUGUCCAUGGGAGACCGAGCAGGCAGCCUCCCCAACUACGCCACGGUCAACGGGAAGGUGUCCUCCUCGCCUGUCGCCAGUGGCAUGUCCAGUCCCAGUGGGGGCAGCACCGUGUCCUUCUCUCACACUCUGCCCGACUUCUCGAAGUACUCCAUGCCAGACAACAGCCCUGAGACCCGGGCUAAAGUAAAAUUUGUCCAGGAUACUUCCAAGUAUUGGUACAAGCCUGAGAUCUCCAGAGAGCAGGCCAUCGCGCUCUUGAAGGACCAGGAGCCAGGGGCCUUCAUCAUCCGUGACAGUCACUCCUUCCGAGGAGCCUACGGGCUGGCCAUGAAGGUGUCUUCUCCACCUCCAACCAUCAUGCAGCAGAAUAAAAAAGGGGACAUGACCCAUGAGCUGGUGAGACAUUUCCUGAUAGAGACCGGCCCCAGAGGAGUCAAGCUCAAGGGCUGCCCCAAUGAACCAAACUUUGGGUCUCUGUCUGCCCUGGUCUACCAGCACUCCAUCACGCCAUUGGCUCUGCCCUGUAAGCUGGUCAUUCCAAACCGAGACCCUACAGAUCAAUCAAAAGAUAGCUCGGGACCUGCCAACUCCACCACUGACCUGCUGAAGCAAGGGGCAGCCUGCAACGUUCUCUUCGUCAACUCUGUGGACAUGGAGUCACUCACUGGGCCACAGGCCAUCUCCAAAGCCACUUCUGAGACACUGGCUGCUGACCCCACACCAGCUGCCACCAUUGUUCACUUCAAAGUUUCUGCCCAGGGAAUUACACUGACUGACAACCAGAGAAAGCUCUUCUUCAGACGACACUACCCCCUCAACACUGUCACGUUCUGUGACCUGGAUCCACAGGAGAGGAAGUGGACGAAAACAGAGGGAGGUGCCCCUGCUAAGCUCUUCGGCUUUGUGGCCCGGAAGCAGGGCAGCACCACGGACAACGCCUGCCACCUCUUCGCAGAGCUUGAUCCCAACCAGCCUGCCUCUGCCAUUGUCAACUUUGUCUCCAAGGUCAUGCUGAGUGCCGGCCAGAAGAGAUGAACCCACCCCUUGCCCAGGGCCAGGGCAGGGGGUAUGGGGUUUGUGGGGAGGGACCCAUGAAUCCUGACCACCUUUGAAUCCAGAAGGAGGACUUUGGGCCAAUUGUGGAGAAGGAGAGAAGAAAGUGCAACAUGGGGAGAGGGAAGUGAAUUGCAGACGGGAGGGGGAGAGAGGGAGAGAAAGAAAGAAAAAGAAAGAGGAGGAGAGCUGGAUUCCUUUGGGUAGAUGGACACUGUGCAACCCCCAAAGCCUCCAAAACCAACCGUGUCCUCGUAAGCUCCCCCGCCCCCUCCCAGAGAAUGGAGUUCCUCAAAGGAGGCAGCACUGACCUCCUUGGCCAUCCAUAUUUUGGGGGGAAAUGGAAAGCUCUGUCUCCCUAGCCCAACUGCUUUGCAAGGAGAAACCAAGUGGAGAGAAUCUUUUUCUGGCCAUCUCUAGGGUAAAUUGCCAAACCAAAAAGAGCCAGCAUGGGACAUCAAGUGGCAGAACUUUUGCUUUUAAAAAUAUCUCAGACCCGAGGCACCUACUCUGCCCCGGUGUGUAGUUGGUGUGGGUGUGUAUGUGAGGUGUGUAUCCUCGGUGAUCUGCAUUUGCCUCUCAGCUAGAAUUAUAAACAGGUGUCCUUGACUGUGUCCCAUGUGUUUGCACGCACAUGCAUACUGUCCAAAGAAGGUUAGAGGUGGGGUGACCCAGCAGCAGGAAGAGGACACCAGCCUCUUCCCCAGAAACAUAACAGACUCUGUCUUGGCCUCUGCACCGGCGCUCUAGCGGCCCUGGGUGCCGCCAGCCCCUUCUCCUCGACAAAGACCCCCGCGAGCGUGGGGUGGGCCACCCUGCAGCAUCACCUCUGUUCUGCCUCCACUAGGAGGUGGGGACAUUUAUUUAAGGAGAUGGAGAAAUGGGUAUCCAUCACCUUGGGGAAGAAGUCUGUCAGCGGUGGUGGCUGUUGAGCUCUAGGCCUCUUCCCCAAGGUGUGUGGCCCAGCUUCGAGGUAGCAGGUCACUCCUGCAAGCUCCCAACCCUUAGCCCAUUCUUGGGUUUUGCACCAAGACUAGCCUUAUCUCAGACUUGCUUAUCUGCAUGAUGUCUUUUUGGGUGCUGGGGAUUGAGCCUUCGUGCUCUGCCCUGCCCUGUUCUGUCCUGCGGGGUCCCCAUGGUGGGCUCAUCCUGGGGAACCUGCUCAGCGAGGCCCAGGGGAGGUACUGUAGUCCUUCCUCUCCCCUUUGCAAGUGUUGUGGGGUCUGCCUUUUGCUGGGCUGUCCAGGGUGGCUUAGCAAAGCUCUGGGGGCUGCUACCUGUACACCAUAUGGCCUACCUACAACACCAAAGCCUUGCUGUUCCCCCUUCUGCCUGGGUUUCCUCAGCAGAGCCAAGCUGCCUGUGAGCAGAGGGCAGAAGGCACACAUUCAGGCCAAAGGACUGAGAGUCCAUUUGGGCAAUUGGGAAACCCCGACCUCCACCCAAGGACUCUGAGCUGGAAUGGAAAAUUCACUAGGACUCCAUUCUUGAGGGGCUUCUUAUGCCUCUGGGGGUCCCCUAGAGAGAGGUGUUGUACUGAUAUAUAAAUAUAUAUAAUAUAUAUGUGAGACAUACUGACAGAAUCUGUAAGCUAAUAAAAUAUAAGAAAAGGUUAAAAAAAGAAUAGGUAAAUUGACAAGAAGUAUUUAUUGUUUUCCCGUAUUGCUUUAUUGCCUCCCUGGGCAUAAACCAAUUCCCAUCCCUCUUGAUAUGUAGAAGUGAAGCCCGAAAUGUAGAGGCCUUUCUUCUUGGAGCGAUCAGGGGUCUCCUUGCCCUGGCGUUGGCCUUGGCCAUGGCCUUCCCUAGACUUUGUCUGGGGCUCAGCGGGAGGGUGCACAUGUUCCAUCCCCUUUGGUCCUCUUAUUUUCUGGCAAGCCCAGGGCUCAGCCAUCAGCUCCCAAGAUGAGAGGGAAGCUGCCCACUCACCCCGGCUCCAGCGAGCCAGUGGGGGACAUGGGUGAGUGUGGAAGACGUGGGUAAUGUGUACGUCUUUUGUAUUUUCUCUCCUCCAAGAAGCUGUAUCUGUGUGGACAUUCUGUUUCAGGGAGUUGGAAAGGAGAGUGUCUAAAGAAGCAGGGAGCCGUGCCCUGCUUCCCAAAGAAUGAAACCUUGUGCUUGGUGACCAAGGUUCCUCCAAAGUGCUCUUCCUUCUGAGGUAUUCAAGCCACAGCCCUGGAUUUCCCUUUCCACCGUCCCCACUUACCCCCACUCUCUUCCCCGAUAAGAGCUGUUCCACCCCCUGUCUUUGUAAAUACCCUAAUCUCCCACUGGACAGCCCAGGGACUCUCUCUCAGUCCGGAUGUUCUCUCCACACUGGAGGCCGGGUAGAGUGUCAGACCAUUCGGCAGACCCAGGCCCAGGGUCAGCCUUCUCACGUGCUUUCCCACUGCCCACCACAGCCCACCUCCCAAGCAUGGCCAGCCCACCCCACUCAGGCCUGUGCUGUGUGACCCUGUGAGUAGGACCUAGGGGGUGCUGGGAAGCUGAUCAACUCACUCGCUGGAGUCACUCUGACAGGAGUCAGUUUCCUAGAGUUGGACCUUUCCAGAAGAAUGAUGGUGGAGGGCACCCCAGUCUCUACAGUAGCCCCCCCCCGUUGGGUCAGAUACUGGUUAGGAAGACACUGUAGCUCUCCUGUGUCUCACGGGUUAUGCCUGUGCACCCACGUGCACGCCUGCGUGCUCUCUCUCUCUCUCUCUCUCUCUCACACACACACACACACACCACAGCACUGCAGUAUAUUCUUGCCAAAGAUUUCUUUUAAAAGAAAGCACUUUUAAUAAUUAUUGUUAUUAAUGUGUAAAUGUUUAUCCUUUUCUCUCCUCCCCUUCCCUGGACAUUUUUGCUGUUUAUUGUUGAAUCUGUUUGUUAGCGGGAGAGUGCUGUCUGGUCUUGAAAAUAGGCUGGGAAGUGGGGGAGGGAAAGGGUCUGGGAGAAGUUGGCAAGAAAGCAUCGGAGAGGCAUGGUCAGCUUGUGACACAGCGACGCAGCCCCAGGCAAGCUCAGGCCCCUGCUGCAGGCUCAGCCUGCCCCUCGCUGUCCAGCCAGGACUCGGAGGCAGGUCCUCUGACCCAGCCGGGAGAGAGGCCUAGUGAGGUCCACGUGGCUGUUCCCAGGUGGAACCAGAGGGGAGGACAGGGCAUAGGUACGAUGGAGAGGUGACCCUGCAGGGGAAAUAGGGAGGCAGUGAGCUGUUCGAUCGCCUCCAGGGUGACUGGAAUGCUGUGAUCGUGGUGUCCUGGCUCCCUUACCUGGCCAGGUGUUUGAAGGACAGACAUAUCAGGGCCUAGGUUUGGGGGCUUUUGACCCUGGUCCUCCUUGGAGCCUCUCUUGCAGCUCCAAAAGCUUGUGGACUGCCAGGAUUCUUUCUCCCCUGGGUUUUCAGGAUUCCCGGGGUGCGUCAGGGACUGGCGGCGGUGUGACCAUUCAGCCAGUCGACUGGACAAGUGUGAUCCUUCCGUAAAGGGGUUCCCAGGAGGGAUGUGAAUUGGGCAUUCUUCUGUCCCACUCUGGUGGGCAUGAGUAGAGACUGGGCAGGCUCGUCAUGCUGUACAGGGAGUAUGGAACACACCUAUGCUCUGACGUUCACCGCCACCCUGCCUCCUGGGUCUCUCCCCUUCUUUGGCUUUUCCCAGCUUCAGGACCUGGGGAGAUCAAGUGGGCCAAUGCCCUGUCCAAAGGCUGCUUCUGGCCCCUAUGUUUCCCCACAGUCGGGAUCUUUGCAGAGGUCAGAGGCAGCACCCAGGAGCACCCUUCAGCCAGCUCCAGGCCCCAGAAUCCUGAGACUGGAGUCCUCUGGCCAGUGGUAACACAGGACGUGUGUGUGCACGUGCAAGUGUGGGUGUAUGUGUGUGCGUAUUUUGCUCGUGUCUCUAGGGAACUUAGGGGUUGGGUUGGAGUAGGUGGACAAUAGGACGUCAAGUUCGGUAUCACCCAGCAGUGAACGGAAUCAGAAGGCCACGUCUGUAGGGCACCGAAUAGUGGAAUCUUACCGCGGGUGACGGAAGGAUUAACCACAAGUGGGGUGCUCCUCUGUCCUCAGAUGUCCGAAAUGUUGGAGGAUCUUUGUUUAUUUCCUACACUAGUCUCUAACCAGCAGCAAGAUAAUUCUAGAGGGAUGUCCCAAGUUUGUUUUCGAAUCAGUGUUAAACGGUUUGAGACUCUCCUGAGUCCAUGUUUGGUGUGUGUGUGUGUGUGUGUGUGUGUGUGUGUGUGGCGCACAUGUGUGUGUGCAUGCUCUGUUUCCCCAUUUCUCUCCUCCCUCUGACAUGUCAUUCAAAACAAAUGUAAGAAAUUUCUUACCACUCCCCACCCCUACCCCUGCCUCCCAGGCCUUUGCAGGAAAAACAGAAUAACCCAGCGUUCGCCCCAUUCCUUGGCUGUGUAUUUAUAUAGAUGGAAAUAUACUUUCUAUUUUGUAUCGUUGUGCCUAUAACCUCUGCCACCUUGUAUAAACCCUGAUGUAUGCUACUCCUCCUGGAUAUGAAUGUAUUGUACACUGAUGCCGUCCCGCCCCUGUACAGCUGCUUUGUUUCUUGGUGAUCCAUUGUAUGGCUUUAUAAAUGAUAAACUGAAAGAAA